AUGCAGAGACUAAUAGUGAUUUUUGCGGUUCUGGGCUGUCUGCUGCUUGCGACAAAAAAAGGAUCAGCCUACUUGCUGGAUCCUGGAUGCGGAAAAUCCAAUCGUUUCGAUAGCUAUAUCAAGAUUGGUGGGGGUGAAGAUGCAGGCAUAUUCGCGAAUCCUUGGAUGGUAUCGGUUAUGAUAUCGGGUCAGCACAUGUGUGGCGGUUCUCUAAUCACAUCGCGCUUUGUUCUGACGGCAGCGCAUUGCAUUUCGAAUGAUUUCAUGACGGUGAGAUUGGGCCAAUACAAAAUUAUCGACCCUGUGCCGGAUUGCUCUUCUGGUACUUGCACACAAAUAGCGUAUACUAAAGAUGUGGAUAAGAAACUUCCUCAUUCGAAGUUCCGCUCGGGUUCCAUACUGUAUGAUAUAGGCCUGCUUCGAAUGGCUACUGACGUUCAGUACUCAGACUACGUCAGGCCGAUAUGCCUCCUCCUCAAUGCACAACUGGAAAAUGUUUCACGGCUCAACGUUACCGGCUGGGGAAGUCGUGAAAAUGGUCAAAUGAGUCGCACUCUGCAAACAGCCACUCUAAACAGAGUCGACACUGCUAAUUGUUAUCAGAAGUAUAGGCAGUCGAUUGAUCACACCCAUAUUUGUACCGCCAGUUAUACCAGUCAAACCUGCGCGGGGGACUCUGGCGGUCCCUUGAGCGCAGAGGUUUUUUACGGAGGAGCACUAAGACCGUUUCUGUACGGUGUGGUCAGCUUUGGAGCUCAGAACUGUUCCACAUCUGGUUUUGAUGUUCACACAAAUGUGGGCCAAUAUACAGACUGGAUCCCGGAUGCUUUGUAUCACAAUUCGUUUAACUAGAACUACGUGGAACUACCAAUGUAGCAUACCAAAUAAUAAACUAUCCGAUGAA
Molecule: messenger RNA, 904 nt
Organism: Drosophila biarmipes
Lineage: Eukaryota; Metazoa; Arthropoda; Insecta; Diptera; Drosophilidae
Product: serine protease grass
Exons: 4
Coding region: 1-852 (283 amino acids)
Biological process (GO): proteolysis
Molecular function (GO): serine-type endopeptidase activity
Source: RefSeq, a predicted model, not a curated record